Messenger RNA from Adineta steineri, 369 nucleotides. NCBI's taxonomy places the organism in Eukaryota, Metazoa, Rotifera, Eurotatoria, Adinetida, Adinetidae. The record is from the annotation of a GenBank genome assembly.
AUGACAUUAAAAUCUGCACUUAAUCAAGCAUUUAAAUUAAAAAAUUAUAAAGCUGCAUCAAGUUUUGCUAAACGUUUAUUGGAAUUAGGACCAACACCUGAAGUUGCCCAACAGACUCGAAAAGUAUUAAGUGUUUGUGAAAAAAAUCCAAUUGAUGAACAACCAAUGAAUUAUGAUGAAUAUAAUCCAUUUGAUAUUUGUGCUGCAUCAUAUGUACCAAUCUAUCGUGGAAAUCCAGUAGUGAAAUGUCCAUUAUCCGGUGCAGCUUAUUUACCGGAAUAUAAAGGACAAUUAUGUCGUGUAACAAAAGCAACUGAAAUUGGAAAAGAAUCUCUUGGUCUUAGGAUUUCAAUGAGUCAAUUUCGUUAA